UUAACAAAGGAAAUUUAAAUUAACCGUCAAAGCAACCCUAAAUGUACCGUAGUUUCUCAGAAGUCCAUAAAAUUGGCAAAAUAAUGUUAUUGUCAUCUGCUGAUAGCCGUAACUGGCAUUUUUAGAACGCUUCAAUAUUACUUUAUGAUGGAAGACUUUUGGCAGAGACAGACGGAACCAAAUCUGACAAACAAUAUUAUCAAGCAAGGGACCCAUAAACAAUUGAAGGUUGAUGCAAAGCCAGAUCCGCGCGCUAUAUAAGACGGAGGAUGGGUUGGGUCGGAUCAUAUCAUUUACUUAUUCAGAUUGAGAAACAUUACCGCGAAAAGUUGCAAAGGAACAUGCAAAGGAUAAUUGCAAUUGUGGCCAUUGUGGCAGCAGGACUUUCUCUUGUGGCAGCACAGACUUGCCAGGAGUGCCAGACAGACAACGAUGUGUACUGCCACAAUCAGACCGCAUAUCAAAAUUGCAUGAGUGGUGCAACAAUCGGAGACAUUGUGUUGUGUCCUACGGGCACAGUUUGCUCCAAUUCCGACGACGUAUGUGUGGACAGCUCCGAUGUGAGCACAACCGUAUUAGACGUUUGUGGAACCUCUGCCGGAAACGGUGCCCAGUGCGAAGUGUGUUCCAGCAAAUACGCCUGUGUCAGUAGCACCCAGUAUGUCCGAUGCUCCUCCAGCGGAUCUCUCAUAACCUCCAAUGUGUACAGCUGCGGUACAGAUGAGAGUUGUAUCAUCGAGUCUCUUUCUGUUUUUGGAUCGCUAUGUGUGCCUUCUUGUGCCGCCGAAUUCGGUGGCUAUAGCGCCUCAUGUAGCAACAGCGUGUACCAGCCCGCAACUACGACAGCUGCUCCGACAACGACGCCGAGUGCUACCCAAAAAGAGGAGUACUGCACUGCUGGCGAGCCUAGUACCAGUAAAGCGUACUUCUUCACCAGGAACACCGACGAUUCCACGUGCAAGACUUACUUGUACUGCCAGAAAUCGGGAACCGACUGGAUAGCCAUUUACAUGACUUGUGGUGCCUCAACACCCUACUUCGACUCGACCACUAGCACCUGUGUGGCGACCAAGCCUACCAGCUGCUCGGUAACAACCACCACGACUUCCACGAGUACCUCGACUUCCACUACAACCCCGUCUUCCACUAGUAGUGAUUCAACGGAGUCUUCCACGGAAUCUUCUUCAGCUGAUGCUUCUACGACUUCUUUAACGACUGAUUCUUCAACGGUUUCUACCUCGGAGGCUUCUUCCACAACUUCUUCGACGACUGAUUCUUUAACGGAUUCUUCCACAACGGCUUCAACUUCCACGGAGGUUCCCUCUGAUUCUUCUUCGACUGAUUCUUCAACAACGGCUUCAACUUCAUCAUCAACUGAAGCAUCUUCUACAGAGGCUCCCUCUGAUUCUUCAACGGAUUCUUCAACGGAUUCGUCAACUGAUUCUUCAACGGAUUCUUCAACGGUUUCAUCUUCCUCGGAGACUUCUUCAAGUGAUGAUUCUUCCAGUGAAACUACAACUAUUUCUUCGUAGUCAGACGACAGCUACUCUCCUAUCAGUAAUUCUUCCGCAAAAUGAUGGACACAGAAAAAUGCUUUCUCAAAGCUUUUAAAGUAUAAUAACAUACAUUACGAUUGUAGACAAUCUUCAAUAGGCAUUUAAAAUAAAUUCAAAAUAAUAAUUACGUUA
Drosophila subpulchrella is the source of this 1688-nucleotide messenger RNA. RefSeq lists its product as uncharacterized. The transcript has 3 exons. Gene Ontology annotation, molecular function: chitin binding. Gene Ontology annotation, cellular component: extracellular region. Bases 270 to 1532 code for a protein of 420 amino acids. NCBI's taxonomy places the organism in Eukaryota, Metazoa, Arthropoda, Insecta, Diptera, Drosophilidae. The record is from RefSeq and is a predicted model, not a curated record.